CUCCAGGGGAGCUGGUCUCUGUAGUCUGGGGAUCAGUUGUAGUUCUGGGAGAUCUUCAUGCCCCGCUAGAGAUUGCCAGCUCUAUGUUUGGUCUCUGACUUUUAGUGUACAGUCUGCUUAGUAAUGUAGAGUGUGGUGCUUCUGUCUCUUCCACAGUAUCAUUCUCACUGCCAGUUACCCUUGGACACACACCUCCCUUUAUCUGCAGCCGCUGUUGUGACAUUUUCCUUUUAGGCGAUUAGUAAUUGAUGUUGCUAAACUGACAGAGUGAAUCACCCCCUCUCCCUGUUGUAACUUGUACUCAGAUGGGAGAGCUCUGUAGUAAACCGGCACUUAGCUUGAUCUCUCUGGGCUGGGCCUCAGGAAGCAGUCACCUUCUGUUUUCAGAGUGACUGACUAAAAAAGCCUUUGCAAGCAAACCUACGGAAUGCUUUGGAAAAGAUACUGUAUUUCAGUGUGUUUGCUGUUCAUGGUGAUUAGGUAAAAGGGCUUUGCUAAUUACAUUUUAAUCAGCUUUAAACACAGUGAAGGGUGAUACAAAGUCAAGAGCCUGCCAGUUCAGAACUGCCAGAACUGAAUCCAAGGAAAGAUCAUGGGAAUUCUCUAUUCAGAGCCUAUUUGUCAAGCAGCGUACAAUAAUGACUUGAAUGAAGUUCAACUCCUUUUGGAUGAAGAUGGCCAUUAUUUGAACAUUCAGGACAGUUACGGUGGAGACACGCCACUGAUCUGUGCCUGCAAACAGGGACAUAACAGAAUAGUUAGCUACCUUCUGAAAAGAAACGCUGAUGUGAACAUCAAAAAUAAUAAAGAACGAACGUGUUUGCAUUAUGCUGUCAGAAAACGGUUCAACUACCUCGACUAUCUUCUCAUUGUCAUCCUAAUGCCUGUAUUACUUCUUGGGUAUCUUCUUAUGGUAUCCAAGAGUAAACAGAAUGAAAACCUUAUCAAGAUGUUACUGAGAGCUGGUGCAGAUGUCAAUGCUAAAGACAACUCAGGAAGAACAGCUCUUCACUAUGCCUGUGAAAUGAAGAACCAGUCCAUAAUUCCUCUGCUAGUUGAAGCAGGUGCUGAUCUUUCCAUAAAAGAUAAGGAUGAUGAAACACCACUGGAUAUAGCAAGAAGACUGAAGUUCAUUAACAUAGAAUCCAUAUUAAAGAAAGAAUGAUAGACUGUAAUAGGAUAUUGGCACGGUUGUUAGAAAAAAAUGCAACCUGCUUUGGAAAUUCAUUCUGAUAAGUGCCAUUUGGUCAACAUUUGAAGGUCACAAUGUUUACAGCAGCAAUAUAGCAAUAGACUGCAUUAAAUUUACUGCUGUGUAUCCAUUUGUGAUGUGAUUUUACCAGGAUGUGCUUUUUUUUACCAUUGAGAGGUAAUGCUUUUAUUAUUAUUUUUUACUCCAAUAAGGUAUUUGUAACAGUUUGACCAGUACUAUUUAUUUGAGUACUAUUUAAAACAAUCCAUCAAUAAAUUUUAUUUUUUAUUUAUUUGCAGAA
This is a messenger RNA of Heteronotia binoei (common prickly gecko), 1493 nucleotides long. It is a transcript of the gene ANKRD22, whose product is annotated as ankyrin repeat domain 22. NCBI's taxonomy places the organism in Eukaryota, Metazoa, Chordata, Lepidosauria, Squamata, Gekkonidae. The transcript is spliced from 6 exons. The record is from RefSeq and is a predicted model, not a curated record. Gene Ontology annotation, molecular function: protein binding. The coding region runs from base 593 to 1165 and encodes 190 amino acids.